Messenger RNA from Microbotryum saponariae, 3530 nucleotides. NCBI's taxonomy places the organism in Eukaryota, Fungi, Basidiomycota, Microbotryomycetes, Microbotryales, Microbotryaceae. The record is from the annotation of a GenBank genome assembly.
AUGUCAAAGAAUAAGCCACGCGCCAAAUCGACGUACAAAGAACCCGCACCGAACCAAAAGGGUCUCGAGAAGUUUCUCGGCAUCUCAGCGCCGGCUCGACAGCAGAGAUUGAGCUUCGGCUCGUCCGCUUUAACCGCGACGUCGACCUCUGACGCUAUGAGCGAGGAAGGUGGUCUGAUAACAUCUCAAGGUGCAUCGAAGGAAGACGAGCAUGUCAAGAUGCAGGUUGAUGAAGAGGAGGACGCUGUCGUGAAAGGUGCGGUCCAGCUUGUGAUGCUGAAAGUCGGUGGCCCAGGAUUGACAUCACGUCCAUUACCUUGACAGGCCCCGCCAAGAAGCGCCGAGCCGUAAUCGCGGACUCAUCUGAUGUUGAAGAAGAAGCAGAAGAAUCAAAAGUCGUCGGAAAGGAGCAAAAGGUCGGCAAGUCGCCGAGCAUCAAGGAGUCGAGCCCGAAGAAGAUUAAGAUUGAGCCCAGUCAGUCCUCGAAUCAAAGUCAGUAUGACGGUACACUCGACUCCGUUCGGUUUUUUGUUCUCAUCCUUUGUUUUCUACUUGCUUUUCAGACGCUGCGUCGACCUCCCAAGCUGCAAGUGCUGCAUCGAGCUCCGGGCCCGCCCCGGCGGCUUCGGCUUCGACUUCGAGAAUCUCAUCCAAGGCGGCCAAGUCUGUGACCAAAACCGCAGACACCAAGCCUCCCGUUUUUUCCUUUUUUGCACCUCGUAAACCAGCGCCGCCCAAAGCAGCGCCAGUCGCAAGUACGAGUCAGAAGAAAGUCGAAUCUGAGAAAGAACCCGCAUCGUCGGCGCCGCCGAAGGUUGAUGCCGAGCGUAACGAGGCUGACGAUGACGAUGGAGAGGACGAGAGCGAAGAGGAUACUGAAGCGGCUGUAAAGUUGUAAGUUGUGGCCGUCAUCUGUCUCGCCGUAUAAUGUCGGAAUUAACUGUGGUGCAUCAACGAACAGCGCCGAAAUCUUCGCCCGCAACGACGACGUCACUUCGACAAAAAAGGGCUGGGAGGCAGGCAAGGAGUGAGUGCGGUAGCCCUAAACAAGGUCGAACGUACAUCUCAGCUGAUACUGGUCUCCACCUAGUUUUCCGUACUCGGCUCUGGCCGAGACGUUCGAGCUCAUCGCGGAAACGACCAAACGCCUCGAGAUUACGGCCAUGCUCACCAAAUUCUUGAUCAGCGUCAUCGAAAAGACCCCUUCCGAUCUGCUCAGGACCGUGUACCUAUGCAUUAAUAGGGUAUGUCUACCACCCAUAUGAUUGACUUCGCCCACUCGAUUGCUGAUCACGUGUCCCCCUCACAGCUGGCUCCGGACUACGAAUCGAUCGAACUCGGCAUUGGAGAGUCGCUGCUCAUGAAAGCGAUCUGCCAGAGCACCGGUCGCAAGAUGGACCAGAUCAAAUCCGAAUUUAAGGCCCAAGGCGACCUUGGACUCGUUGCCAUGACUUCUCGAGCCAAGCAAUUGAUGCUGCAUAAGCCUCCACCGCUGACGAUCAAAAAAGUGUUUGAUCUGCUCAAAAACGUGGCGACUGCUUCGGGCAAGGAUGUGAGUCGCCAAUUGCUUCUUCAGUGCCUGCCAUUGCUGACUCUGCACCGAGCUCGUUGCUCCAGUCUCAAUCUCGCAAGAUCGGUUUCAUCCAAAAACUGCUCUUGGCGUGCGAAGGAACCGAAACAAAGUACAUCAUCCGAAGUUUGGAAGGCAAGCUUCGAAUCGGCUUGGCCGAGAGGACCGUGAGUGACCUUCCGCCUCAACAUAUUGCCCUGAGCCACAUCUCAUCGUAGCGGUAACGCUCGCAGAUCAUCACUUCGUUGGCACAAGCCGUCGUCACCACCGAAGCGAGGAAGGAAGGGCGCAAGCUCUCGCCCGAAAAGAUGGCCCAGCGACUCGAAGAAGGUACCUCCAUUCUGAAGGACGUCUUUUCGCAACUUCCUUCGUAUGAUCUAGUCAUCCCGGCGCUGAUCGAACACGGAAUCAGCAACCUCAAGACAAAUUGCCACCUCACCCCCGGUACGACCUGCUCGCUGCUUCUGUUUUCCCUCGAUCUUUCAGCUGAUUCUCCCCAUGAUCCAUCGAGCAGGUGUCCCUCUGAAGCCCAUGUUGGCGAAACCGACGAAAGCCAUCUCCGAGGUGCUCGAUCGUUUCGAAGACAAGCUCUUCACCUGCGAAUACAAAUACGAUGGCGAGCGCGCCCAGGUGCACUACCUCGAGGACGGCUCGAUCAAGAUCUUCAGUCGCAACUCGGAAGACAUGUCGCAAAAGUACCCCGACAUCAUCGAGCAAUUGCCGGCUUGCAUCAAUAGAGAGGCGGGGACGACUUCGUUCGUCAUCGACUGCGAGGCCGUCGCUUGGGAUCCGGACGAGAAGAAGUUGUUGCCUUUUCAGGAGUUGAGUCGUCGUCGACGCAAGGAUGUCAAAGCGGAGGAGAUUACGGUAAAGGUUCACCUGUUUGCUUUCGACUUGUUGUAUCUGAAUGGCAAGGUGAGUGCGAACCCCUACUUUGGAGCAUUUCCCCGUUGGAGGUGUGAGACUGACCCGCUUGCUUGUUGCGCCUGAAGGCCCUCUUGGGCGAAAACCUGAUCGACCGUCGUCGACUGCUGCGCGCGCACCUCUCGCCCGUCCCGGAGCAAUUCGAUUUCGCCACCUCCAAGGAUGCGACGACCGUGGAACAGAUUCAAGAGUUCCUCGAUCUGAGUAUUAAGGGAGGGUGUGAGGGUCUGAUGGUCAAGAUGCUUGAAGGUGAAGGCGCGACGUAUGAGCCGAGUCGUCGUUCCAUUAAUUGGUUGAAGGUAUGUCUCGAUCACAGGGGAAUCUAGGUACAGAGUAAUGUCAGAGACUCACUGGCACGUUACCUACUUUCUUACAGCUCAAGAAGGACUACCUCGACGGCCACGGUGACACCUUCGAUCUCGUCGUCGUCGGAGCCGAUUUCGGCUCCGGCAAACGUACCGGAGUUUACGGAGCCUUGCAUCUCGCCUGUUUCGAUGACGAGACACAAACGUUCCAAGCGAUCUGUAAGACGGGAACUGGGUUCGAGGAGAAGGAUCUCGUUAGUCUUCAUGCGAGGUUGACAAGGAAGACGGAGCAUGGAGACGAGGGGGAUGAAGGGGAGGGGGAAUUGUCGUCGAAGCCGCAUGAUGUCGACUUUGGGAGAGUCGUGCCCAAGAGUUUGCCAGGUGAGUCGUUGGACGGCAGGACUCAGUUACUUCCGUUUACGAACAUGGUCUGACUCUCUUUGCCGCUUUUCCACGUACACCCAGAUGUUUAUUUCACCCCCUCAAAAUCCAUCGUCAUCGAAGUCAUCGCUGCCGAUCUCAGUCUCAGCCCCGUCUACCCCGCCGCAGUGGGCAAGUGUGAUUCGCGUGGGAUCUCUCUACGUUUCCCUCGCUUCGAACGCGUUCGAGACGAUAAGGGUCCUGAACAGGCAACGGACUCGGAUCAGAUUGCUGAGGCAUAUCGCCGGCAAGCGAUCAUAACCAAACCGGGAAAAUAUGGUGGUGGGGGCGACGACGGUGGUUUCUACUGA